This is a messenger RNA of Cyphomyrmex costatus, 1413 nucleotides long. Its product is annotated as monocarboxylate transporter 12-like. Gene Ontology annotation, biological process: transmembrane transport; monocarboxylic acid transport. The record is from RefSeq and is a predicted model, not a curated record. The transcript is spliced from 9 exons. Gene Ontology annotation, molecular function: monocarboxylic acid transmembrane transporter activity. Bases 1 to 1413 code for a protein of 470 amino acids. NCBI's taxonomy places the organism in Eukaryota, Metazoa, Arthropoda, Insecta, Hymenoptera, Formicidae.
AUGACAGAAAAUACCAAAAAUGUUAUUAAAGGACAAGCUCCAGAUGGUGGCUGGGGUUGGUUUGUUUGUCUUGGAAGCAGUCUAAUUACGCUCUCUUUGCGAUCCUUGGAUCCAUCAUUCGGAUUAUUAUUUAAAGAUCUGUUGAAGGAUCUCAACGUCGAUUCCAUUGGGACAUCAGUUAUAAUGAGCGUCUUAGAUGCUAUUGUCAAUUUUUCAGGCUUUUUAGUUGGUCCAUUAUUAAAAAAAUAUUCUUACCGACAAGUUGCAUUUUUUGGAUCUUUGCUAAGCUGCAGUGGUUUAAUAAUUACAUCGCAAGCUGAUAGUAUAAUAUAUAUUAUUUGCACUUAUAGUAUAUUAGGAGGUUUAGGUACCGGCCUUGCCAUGGCUUCCUCCUUCGUUGCAUUAAAUACAUUUUUCGACAAAAAACGUGGACAAGCAGUAGGUUUUUCUAUGGCAGGAACCGCGUUAGCAAUGAUGUGUGUACCAUUGUUAGUACAUAUGCUUCUGGACGUAUAUGGAUUUCGCGGCACAACACUUAUCGCCGGAGGAUGGGCAUUACAUUCUUUAGUAGGAUCAUGUUUGUUACGUCCACUUAAAGAACGAUCGUCGAUACUACCAAUCAAGAAAGAGCCUGAUGAAAAACCAGAGAAUGAAGCUUUAUUAAUGAAACCGACUCACACUGGAGCACGAAGAAUGUCAAAUGGAUCAAUGUGGGCCAAAGAUCAAAUCGCAGACAUCGAAUCAGUGUCACGAAAGAAAUCGUUUAUGAAGAAUCUAAAAACAUAUUUCGACUUGGACCUUCUUAAAAAUUCCACUUACUUAAAUACUGCUUUAGGUUGCAGCUUUUUUUAUGUGGCUGAGUCAAACUUUAAAUUAAUGACUCCUUUCUUUCUAUCGAAUCUCGGAAUGAAACAAGCGGAGGUAGCCUUUUGUCUGUCGCUGACUGCAUUCACCGAUAUCCUCGCUAGGUUGCUGUUACCAACACUAUUCGACAAAUUCGGUUGGAAAAAACGCAUAAUUUUUUGGAUUUCCGGCUUCCUCGUUGGAAUUACACGCUCCAUACUAGCGGAACAAACAGAAAAAACACCGUUGAUUGCUACAUUAGUAGUAGCUGGAUUUCUACGUGGUGCUACAUUGGUGAAUUUAAAUCUCUGCAUAUCCGAAUGUUGUACUUUAAAGAAGCUACCAAGUGCAUUUGGAAUAUUUAUGGUGUUUAAAGGCUUAUGCGUAAUCGUUAUGAGUCCUUUAAUUGGAUACAUCAGAGAUGUCAGCGGAAGCUACAAAAUCUGUAUUCACGUGAUGACUGCCAUGAUAUUUGUCACAUCUGUCGUGUGGAGUACUGAAUUUUUGUAUCGUGUCUUUUGUAGACAACUUGCUGUUGUUAAGAAAUUACAACGGAGUGCAACAGAAUAA